UGCUUCCAUGUAGCUCAGGUGCUGGCGUCCCAAAGAAAGUGGCGCGAGUCAUUGGCGUUGUAUGAGCAGACGUUGUGUUACAUCAAACAGAUCAGCAAAGACGUCAACCCUCAUGGCACCCCUAGCAUCCAGCUGGCAUCGUCUGAUGAUCCUAGUGUUUUACGUCAUCAGACGACAGCUGCUAAACUCCAAGUGCUAGCCAACUGUUUCAGUGGUGACGAGAGGUCACCGGAGGGCAUUUCACAGACCGAAACGUACACGAAGCCAAUUGCCGAAGAUCUGGAUACUUUCCGUCGGUACGAUCCUUCGACAAUUACAAAAUCACUGGAUAAAAUCGAACUGAUGCAGCUGCCUCCGCAUUACGAACCAAUAUCGUGCAAACCAAUGUUUUUUGAUUUGGCUUUCGAGCAUCUGCAGUUUCCGUCGUUGGACCAGAAACUUGCCGAAUUCGAGACGACCAACCCCGAACAGAAAGGCGGCAUCAGAGGUUUCGUCAAGGGUUGGUUAUGGGGUUCGAAAAGCUAA
Soboliphyme baturini is the source of this 525-nucleotide messenger RNA. NCBI's taxonomy places the organism in Eukaryota, Metazoa, Nematoda, Enoplea, Dioctophymatida, Soboliphymatidae. The record is from the annotation of a GenBank genome assembly.